GUGUCCUUGGACGUAAGUGUUUUGGCUUAAUAUACUUCUGGAGCUGAUCCUCGACAGCGAAUAAAACAGAGGCGAAGUGUAUCAAAUCCAUGGAGGAGGAAGGCGAUCGCAUCGAAAAUCUGCAAUACCAUGAUCUCUCAACUCCUAUCCUCCGCUGCGAAGAAGAAGAUGAAGAAGAUCUCCAAAACUCCCCAAUCGAGCAAGUCGCCCUCACCGUUCCGAUCACCGACAACCCCAACGCGGCCGUCAUUACAGCCCGGAUGUGGAUUUUAGGAACGGCAUCCUGUUUUCUCCUAUCUUUCUUGAAUCAGUUCUUCUGGUACCGUAAAGAACCUCUUACCAUCACCUCCAUCUCCGCCCAAAUCGCCGUGGUUCCCGUUGCCAGAUUGAUGGCCACAUAUCUGCCGGAUCGGAGAUUCUUCGCCGGUACUAAUUGGGAGUUCAGUCUCAAUCCCGGUCCGUUCAGUGUCAAGGAGCAUGUUCUGAUUACGAUUUUCGCAAACGCCGGGGCUGGAAGCGUUUAUGCCAUCCAUGUCGUGACGGCCGUUCGGAUCUUUUACCGGCAGAAGAUUUCUUUUCUUGUUUCUCUGCUCGUCGUCCUCACCACUCAGGUUUUGGGUUUCGGGUGGGCGGGAAUAUUCCGGCGGUAUCUGGUGGAGCCGGCGGCCAUGUGGUGGCCGUACAAUCUUGUUCAGGUCUCGCUGUUCAGCGCACUUCAUGAGAAGGAAGUUCGUGCAAAGGGCAGCCUUACUCGCAACCAAUUUUUUCUAGUUGCCUUCAUCUGCAGCUUUGCCUACUACGUCUUCCCAGGUUAUAUCUUCAGCAUGCUCACAUCCCUUUCAUGGAUCUGCUGGAUCUUUCCAAGCUCUGUCUUUGCACAUCAACUCGGCUCUGGCCUCCGCGGGCUUGGAAUUGGUGCCAUUGGUCUCGACUGGUCCACUGUUUCCUCCUACCUAGGCAGCCCCCUUGCAAGCCCAUGGUUUGCCACUGCUAAUGUUGCCGUGGGAUUCAUCAUCGUCAUGUAUGUCAUCACCCCCAUAACUUACUGGCUCAACAUUUACCAUGCCAAGACCUUCCCCAUAUUCUCAGACAACCUCUUCACAGCCAAAGGGCAAAUCUAUAAUGUAACAAAUAUAAUAGACUCUAAUUUCCACCUUGACCUCAAUGCCUAUGAGAAGAAUGGUCCCAUCUAUAUGAGCACCUUUUUUGCAAUGACUUAUGGCAUAGGAUUUGCCUCCCUCACAGCUAUUCUCUCACAUGUACUCUUGUUCCAUGGAAGUGAAAUAUGGCAAAUGAGCAAGUCCGCAUUCAAAGACAAGAAGAUGGAUGUGCACACAAGACUUAUGAGAAGAUACAAGCAAGUUCCAGAAUGGUGGUUCAUCUGCAUGCUUGUGAUCAACAUUACGCUCACUAUUUUUGUUUGUGAGUACUACAGUGAUCAGCUCCAGCUACCCUGGUGGGGAGUUCUAUUAGCAUGUGCCAUUGCCAUGUUCUUUACUCUACCUAUUGGCGUCAUCACCGCGACCACGAAUCAGACGCCCGGAUUAAACAUCAUAACGGAGUAUAUCAUUGGAUAUAUAUACCCUGGUCGCCCCGUUGCAAACAUGUGCUUCAAGGUUUAUGGCUAUAUCAGUAUGUCUCAAGCCUUAAUGUUUCUACAAGAUUUCAAGCUUGGUCACUACAUGAAAAUACCCCCAAGAACAAUGUUCAUGGCCCAGGUCAUGGGAACUGUGAUUUCGUCUUUGGUCUACCUUUGCACUGCAUGGUGGCUUAUGGAUUCAGUUCCCAACAUAUGUGACAGAGAACUCCUUCCUUCAGACAGCCCAUGGACAUGUCCAGGAGACCACGUCUUCUACGAUGCCUCUGUCAUCUGGGGCCUCAUUGGUCCUCGCCGAAUCUUUGGUGACUUGGGAAGCUACUCUGCCAUAAACUGGUUCUUCCUGGCUGGAGCCAUUGCCCCACUUCUUGUAUGGAUUGCCCACAGAGCUUUCCCUUCUGCAAAGUGGGUAAAGCUUAUUAACGUGCCAGUGUUGAUUGGUAGCCUUGGAAGUAUGCCACCUGCAACAGCAGUCAACUUUUCCACAUGGAUCAUUAUUGGCUUUUUUUCAGGCUAUGUUGUGUACAAUUACCGUCGAGACUGGUGGCAGCGGCAUAACUAUGUGUUAUCAGGGUCGCUUGAUGCAGGUUUGGCCUUCAUGGCGGUGUUGCUGUAUCUGUGUCUGGAACUGGAGAACAUUAGUUUGAAAUGGUGGGGCAAUGAACUGGAUGGCUGUCCUCUGGCCCACUGCCCUAGUGCUGAAGGAGUUGUGGUGGAUACAUGCCCUGUCUUCUCUUAAUUUCUGUUUGUUGCACCUGCACGUCAACUUUUAUGUCCUUAUAGUGGUACGUCAUGCAUGCAAAUUUUAUGUUAUAUAGCACAAUUCUAAAGUAUUUAUAUAUCUCACACCUAAACUUUCAUAUUUA
Messenger RNA from Phalaenopsis equestris, 2463 nucleotides. RefSeq names its product oligopeptide transporter 7-like. Bases 90 to 2336 code for a protein of 748 amino acids. NCBI's taxonomy places the organism in Eukaryota, Viridiplantae, Streptophyta, Magnoliopsida, Asparagales, Orchidaceae. The record is from RefSeq and is a predicted model, not a curated record. The transcript is spliced from 6 exons. Gene Ontology annotation, molecular function: oligopeptide transmembrane transporter activity. Gene Ontology annotation, biological process: transmembrane transport.